GCCUGCUUUUCGCUCGCCGUUCCGUGGCGGGAACUGAGGCGACUGUGGGGACAGGGGUGAUCGUAAGUCUCGUGGGCCCGUUAUUCUCAGAUUAGGGAACGGAACUAAGACUUUGAGACCAUCUUGUCCAUUUUGUAUCCCGGAAACCUCAGGAACUAGCCGGCGGCGGUGACCUGCACGAGAAGCCAGGCUGACCGGUAACCGGCUGGAGGAAUUGCAAGCCCGGUUCGCAUUCCCCACUCCUGCCCUUGAUGCCGCUGUGAGGUCUUCCACGUCCUUCGGGGCCCCAGCCUAGCCGCGCUUUCAUGCCCUGGCCGCGCCCUUUGGUGAAAUGGUGGUUCCGGACAGCAUCCUGCAGACCCUGGCUUUGGGCUGUAUUCGUGUUUAACAGCCCGAGGCAGGGAUGGACUAAUCCAAUAACGUUAUAAAAACCUUGGCCGCCAAUAGAUAUUAACAAUUUAUUUUAUUUUAUUGAGUAUAUCCCCAUAUGCCAAGCAAGAAACUAUGUAUUUGCAUACAUUCUUUUAUUUAACUCAGUUGUCCUAUGGAAUAGGCCUUAGCUCCUUUAACAGAAAAGGAAACCGGGUGUCAUAGAUGGGUGAAGUAACCAUGCAGGCAUUUCUUAAAGGCACAUCCAUCAGUACGAAAUCCCUGCUGACCAAGGAUCGAGGAGUAGCUGCCACUGCGGGAAGCAGUGGAGAGAACAAGAAAGCCAAGCCCGUUCCCUGGGUGGAAAAAUAUCGCCCAAAAUGUGUGGAUGAAGUUGCUUUCCAGGAAGAAGUGGUUGCAGUACUGAAAAAGUCUUUAGAAGGAGCCGAUCUUCCUAAUCUCUUGUUUUAUGGACCACCUGGAACUGGAAAAACAUCCACUAUUUUGGCAGCAGCUAGAGAACUCUUUGGACCUGAACUUUUCCGAUUAAGAGUUCUUGAGUUAAAUGCAUCUGAUGAACGUGGAAUACAAGUAGUUCGAGAGAAAGUGAAAAAUUUUGCUCAGUUAACUGUGUCGGGAAGUCGUUCAGAUGGGAAGCCGUGUCCACCUUUUAAGAUAGUGAUUCUGGAUGAAGCAGAUUCUAUGACCUCAGCUGCUCAGGCAGCUUUAAGACGUACCAUGGAGAAGGAGUCUAAAACCACCCGAUUCUGUCUUAUCUGUAACUAUGUCAGUCGAAUAAUUGAACCUCUGACCUCUAGAUGUUCAAAAUUCCGCUUCAAGCCUCUGUCAGAUAAAAUUCAACAGCAGCGAUUACUAGACAUUGCUGAGAAGGAAAAUGUCAAAAUUAGUGAUGAGGGAAUAGCUUAUCUUGUUAAAGUGUCAGAAGGAGACUUAAGAAAAGCCAUUACAUUUCUUCAAAGCGCUACUCGAUUAACAGGUGGAAAGGAGAUCACAGAGAGAGUGAUCACAGACAUUGCUGGGGUAAUACCAGCUGAGAAAAUUGAUGAAGUAUUUGCUGCCUGUCAGAGUGGCUCUUUUGACAAACUAGAAGCUGUGGUCAAGGACUUAAUAGAUGAGGGUCAUGCAGCAACUCAGCUCGUCAGUCAACUCCAUGAUGUGGUUGUAGAGAACAACUUAUCUGAUAAACAGAAGUCCAUUAUUACAGAAAAACUUGCCGAAGUUGACAAAUGCCUAGCAGAUGGUGCUGAUGAACAUUUGCAACUCAUCAGCCUUUGUGCAACUGUGAUGCAGCAGUUAUCUCAGAACUGUUAAAAAGUGAAUAUAUUUUGAUGUGGGGUUUUGUAAAUAAGGGGGUUGUAAUAAAAAUGACCAAAAGCACCUUUAAA
Chlorocebus sabaeus (green monkey) is the source of this 1775-nucleotide messenger RNA. It is a transcript of the gene RFC4, whose product is annotated as replication factor C subunit 4. The record is from RefSeq and is a predicted model, not a curated record. Gene Ontology annotation, biological process: DNA-templated DNA replication; DNA repair. Gene Ontology annotation, cellular component: DNA replication factor C complex; nucleus. Lineage: Eukaryota; Metazoa; Chordata; Mammalia; Primates; Cercopithecidae. Gene Ontology annotation, molecular function: ATP binding; ATP hydrolysis activity; DNA clamp loader activity.